UUUUUCUCUUUUCAAAGCCAUGGAGAAGGGUAAGGAGAAGGUAACAUGGAUGAAAUUGAAGACGGCGCCUCUUAAUUCCGAAAAGAAUCUCUCAAAAGUCAAGAAUGCUCUUUGCAGCUUACCUCAAGUAAGAGACCAAAAGUUUGAUGAAGAAAACAACACAGUGACAAUCAAAGUGGUUUGCUGCAGUCCUGAGAAAGUCAUGGACAAACUCUGUUCCAAAGGACGUGGAGCUAUUAAGCUCAUCGAAACCAUCGAUCCGCCCAAACCUGCGGCCCAAAAGCCCAAAGAACCUGAGAAGUCCAAGGAAGCUGAAAAGCCCAAAGAAGCAGAGAAGCCCAAACCAGCACCAGCUCCAGCUCAAGCCGAUCCAAAUUCUCAACGCGUGAUACAUGGGUAUAAUCCCCCGUCGAUGAUGGGCCAGCCGGUGCCUUGGUCUGAUGGGCCUAACUACGGAUGGUCCCGACCCAAUGGAUAUGAUGAAAGGCCCAUUUCCGAUAGUUAUGGAAGUUGGCAACCACCACCAUUGCAAUAUGGAUAUGGUGGCAGAUCACAUUACCAAGAGGAAUCGUCGUGCUCCAUCAUCACAGCAGAGAAGAAGAAGAAGAAGAAGAUCAAGAUCGCAGCCAUGUUUCCAGGAAUGUUCAUGCGAAAGCCAGACAAAGCCGUGGCUCUGAAGCAGCUACGGACCCAUGUGGCUCUUUUUGGCGGCUGGGUUGUCAUUGUCCGUGCUGUUCCCUACGUCCUCUCCUAUUUCUCCGAUUCCAAAGAUGAGCUCAAGAUCGAGUUCUAAGGCUCUUUGAAUUUUCAGGGUUGAAGCGGUGAGAUAGAUGCAGCAUGAAGCAAUGGAAGAUAUUGUGUUUGUUUUUGCAAUCUUCUUACUCUAUGACCUGAGAUAACGAAAUCAUGAGACAUUUAGUUAUAUAGUGGUGUACUUUUGGCAGUUGUUUUUGUUUUAUGUUCUUCUCACCAACGUUCUCCUCCAAUUUCCAGCAAAUAACCUUCGGCUAUUGCA
Messenger RNA from Arabidopsis arenosa, 1015 nucleotides. Lineage: Eukaryota; Viridiplantae; Streptophyta; Magnoliopsida; Brassicales; Brassicaceae. The record is from the annotation of a GenBank genome assembly.